CCAAAACCAAAAAGCAUUAGAAGCAAGGGAAAAAAAAUCCAUCUCACUUGCAUUAUUACUAGUAUUAUGAAGGUCCAAUGCACAAAGAAACGUCGACGUUUCACCUUUUCGUUAUCUUUCUUGGUUAUCUUCCCUGCACUAUUUUCCACCUUUGAUGUUUGUUCCGCUGGCUUGCUCUCCCAGCCGGCUCAGCCAUUAAAGCCGGGAGACUAUUCAUCUUCGAACACAGUCCCCGCAUUUCCCGUUCAAACGCAGGCCCAAACUUGCCGGCUUGACCUCUCAGACGAGCUUUUCGGCGGAGUCAGUGCAGCUUGUGGGCGUGACCUAGACAGAAGCCGAUGCUGCCCAGUACUGGCAGCGUGGCUGUUCGCUGCUCAUGCUCGCUCGGCUUUGCAGGUCAGCUCAGCUGCUCCUCCGACCAGCUCCGACCUGCCCAUGAUGCCGGACGACUCGCAGAAGUGUGUGAACUCGCUGCAGAGCUCCUUGCUCAGCCGCAACAUCCAUAUUCCUCAGCCUAAUGGCUCUUGCGACCCCGUUUUGUGCUUUUGUGGGAUUCGCCUUCAUCAGAUCACUUCCUUGAGUUGUCCAGCCGCGUUUAAUCUGACGGGCUCCCGGAAUGCGACGCCGACGGCCGCGGUCAAGAAUUUGGAGAAGAAUUGUCACAACUCUUCUUAUGCUGGUUGUACCAAGUGUCUUGGUGCGCUCCAAAAGUUAAACGGUGAGGUUAAAAACGGAACUCAAAAGAUGGACGUGGAAGACGGGGACCGAGCAAGCAAAAUGUUAAGCAGGGAUUGCCAGCUCAUGGGGCUGACGUGGCUGCUAGCUCGGAACAAAACGGCAUACAUACCCACCGUUUCGGCAGUAUUGCGGGCAGUUAUGUACAGUGCUCAUCCUCCUCAUGAUGCUAAAUGCAGCCCCGACCAAGAAAACAUGCCCUUAGCCGUCGAUUCGCUGCAGUUUGAGCAAUCAGAGGCGUCAUCUUCGCCGUCCAUUUCCACUACUUCUUGGUCAAUCAAUAUUCUUCUGUUUCCGAUUUUACCCUUAAUCAUUAUUGGAUCUCUAUUCGUGUGA
Coffea eugenioides is the source of this 1071-nucleotide messenger RNA. RefSeq lists its product as uncharacterized. Lineage: Eukaryota; Viridiplantae; Streptophyta; Magnoliopsida; Gentianales; Rubiaceae. Bases 67 to 1071 code for a protein of 334 amino acids. The record is from RefSeq and is a predicted model, not a curated record. The transcript is spliced from 2 exons.